CCAAUUUUGGAACAUUGUUAUCAAAAUGCUGUGAAAUACUUCAUCCUUUUUUGUUCAAAAUGAACACUCAGACGGAAGAGGCGCCCGCAGUCGAGGAGGCAGUGAAAGACCUGGAGAACACCUUCACGCCGACCGGUAAAGCGUUGACGCAGUUCCUGCAGCGGAAAAGAAAUGGAGCAAAGCUGACGGACAUACUGACGCAUCUGAAGAGGGAGUUCCGUAACUCUGGUACGGACCCGCUGAUGCAGAACAUGACAACGUGCUUGGAGGCCGGGACUAACUACGGGUUUUUGGAGCGGAAAGGUUCGCGGUACUGCGUGAGUCGGAACUCUCGGGCGGCCGCGGACGACAUGAGCGGGCGGAACGAACAGAAGGACGAGGCACAGUCGCAGCCUUCAGACCGCUGCCGCCGCCGCCGCCGCCGCCGCCGCUGCCGGCGCCGCCGACGCCGCCGCCGCUCAUGCCGCUGCCCGAGGCGCCGCUGACGUCUAGAGUUGUUUGUUUUGGUGUUUUAUAUUUGUUUGUGUAGUUUCGUGUCGUUUAUUGUAUUAC
This is a messenger RNA of Leguminivora glycinivorella, 552 nucleotides long. RefSeq lists its product as uncharacterized. The record is from RefSeq and is a predicted model, not a curated record. The transcript is spliced from 2 exons. The coding region runs from base 60 to 485 and encodes 141 amino acids. Lineage: Eukaryota; Metazoa; Arthropoda; Insecta; Lepidoptera; Tortricidae.